UAUGCAAAAUGUCUGUCUAAAAUAGUUUUCGAAAAUCCAUCACGUUCCCCCGAAUCACUCCAAACGGAUCCUGAAAUUUUACUAAAAGAAAUAUUGAAAAAUCCACCCUAUAUACUCACUCUAUCGUUAGAGGAGCUUCUUGCUCCACGAGAGCAAAAUACAAAAAAACCACCCGACUAUUUUGCACGCGCAAGGAAGGAAAGCCCUGAGAGGGCAAUUACAACGAGCGAAUUAUCUAGGGAAGCAAGUGAUGCUUGGGAUGCUCAAUCGGCAGAAGUUAUUCAGUUUUUUACAAUUUUAGCAGAACUUUCAUACGUUCCAAACUGA
Molecule: messenger RNA, 327 nt
Organism: Racocetra persica
Lineage: Eukaryota; Fungi; Glomeromycota; Glomeromycetes; Diversisporales; Gigasporaceae
Source: the annotation of a GenBank genome assembly